UUCAAGGAGACAGGAGUGAAGUGAUGAUGGGCAUGAUUUGGAAAGAGAGGAGGGGCUGUGGUUGCUGCCUAGCUACUAAAGUCUCUGCAAUGGCCACUGGGGACACCAACAAGGAGCUAGACUCUCUCGUAGCAGAGUAUUUGGAGUCUCGAGGACUUAAGAAAACAGUAUCAACAUUUUAUAGUGAGAGCAAGGAGAGUAGAGAAUCUACAAGCUCAUCAGAUCUGCAGUCCGAGUUUGUGGUUGCUUUUGAGUGUGGUGAGCGGCAGGUGUUCUUCCAGUUGUGGGCGGAGCAUGUGCCAGCGAGACUGAGAGAUGGGGACCCCACAGCACAGCACCUAGAGUGCAGUGUCAGCGCUUAUUUUGCCGUCUACCCCCUUAGGACAGGGACUGGUAACAGGGAGGAAGCAAUGGCGGCGUUCAGGACCUACCUUGAGAACAGAGGGAGCCAGUUGUCACAGAACACGGAGUUAGCCUCUCUGUUUGCUCUACCCUACGUCCCCAACCCCUCAAACCACCCCUCAUUCAAAAAACUCUUCUUGGAAUCAUGGACAGUCGAGUUGAAGGCUCGUGUCAUUCAGUUUCUGGAACUGGUUUUCCCAAAUUCAUCAACAAACAAGCCCAAUCUGGUCAAACUAUACCUGAAAAGCCAGCGUGACGGUGGUGUGAUGGUGCAGGAGGACUGUGUGAGCAAGCUGGCAGAGAUGCAGAACUCUUAUCACACUCUAGUGGGUAUCUCCAUGGAGCUGGUCAGCGCUCUAGAGUCAGCCAUUGCUGGCAGGCCGAUCACACCAGAGUAUAUUCAGUCAAUCUGCACUCGCUUAUUUCAGAGCUCCACUGCUCAGAGCUCCACUGCUCAGAGCCAGCCACCACCAGAGCCACCCAAAACUCCUAUACCCGCUGCAGGCUCCUUGUUGCUCAGAGCGUCUGUAACCUCACUGAGGCAAAGCCUUCAAGUGUCAGACAGCUACCUGAUGUCAGAAACUGGACUGGACUAUGACAAGAUAAAGACUGAGCUUGUGGGGGCUGCCAGCUGCUCAAGCAAGGCACUGCUUCUGCAAGCACUGAGAUGGCGUCUGACUCGCUCAUUGCCUGGUAACCAGAGGGACUCAGUCAUCUCCCAGUAUGUUGGUGAAGACCUCCUAGGAUGUUCCUCUCCUAACUCCUCCCAUCUGGCCGCCAUUAUUCAACUGCUGCAGACCACCGACCACAACCUCAGGGAACAGCUAGCUAGACUAUUCAACACACUAGCUUCUCUGACAGGAGGGCGUGGCUACAUAUCUCAGUCCCCAGCCAUCAUACAAGCUCUCCUCUACCUGAUGUACGGGGAGGAGGGUGCCGACACUCACACUCGCAGGAACUGUCUAGGAGCCAUCCAGAAACUCAGCCUCAGACGGUCGAUAGUUCGUAUGAUGAUCAAGAGCUCAGUGGUUCAGUACCUGGCCGAGUGUCUCCUCUCACAGCCUCACUCUGAGUACACUGUACGCUACAGUCUAGCACUGCUGCUCAAUGUCAGCCUCAGAUGUAUCGGCAAGACCUAUUGUGAGCCAUACAGUGAAAUCCUGCUGACUGUGUUGGGGGAGUACUUGGAGCAUGAGGACCAAGAGAUUUGUAGCUACGUGAAUGGUGCUCUGUACAGCUUACUGGCAUCUCCCAGCAUUAGAGAUGUGGCCAGACAAAUAGGUAUGGAGGAGAUGCUACAGUCUGCUCUGCGAGGUUGUCCACCAGACGUCCAGAGUCAGAUUGAGUACAUCCUUUCUCAGCUUGGCUCAGAGGAGGAGGGGGAGGGCUCAGACUCAGGGGACGAGGGGGACAGUGAGGAGGAGGAAGACGAAGAGGAGGACCCUGACAUCAUAGAGGGUGAUGAGGAGGAGGUGGGACUGACGAGCAGUGGACCCACUGGAGAGGAACUGCUGAGACAGCAAUAUUUACUCAGAGCCAUGUCAACUACACAGGUUGCUAUGGAGACUAAGCGCACUCCGUCAGCACAGUCAGCAAGGGAGCAACUGAACAACACAUACUCAAAGUCAGCCUCCUUUGGUCAGCACGACACAUCCCUCACACAUACUGGUGAACAUCCCAGCCUCACAGAAGGAUUGGAGGCUCCCUUUGCUCGUCCCAUCACUCCACAGUCAUAUAGACCCAACACCUCCUCUGGUGUUGUACAUCACAAACAAGAUUUUCGCAUCAACCCAGGCCUACAAAGACCAACAUCAUCUUGAAACACACAUCCCCCCGAGAAUAGACGAUGUAUACAUGCAUAUACAGUUACACAUAACAUGAUAAUAUUUUUAUGUCUUGUUUUUGACAUCUAUCGCUUAUAAUUAUAAUACAUGUGCAGUUCAUUUUUCUAUUUCAAGUCUGUUCUUGCUAAAUAUGAUAUUCCAUCGACUUUGUAGUGCAUCACA
Messenger RNA from Halichondria panicea, 2408 nucleotides. Its product is annotated as lisH domain-containing protein ARMC9-like. The transcript is spliced from 19 exons. Gene Ontology annotation, molecular function: protein binding. Gene Ontology annotation, cellular component: ciliary tip; ciliary basal body; centriole. NCBI's taxonomy places the organism in Eukaryota, Metazoa, Porifera, Demospongiae, Suberitida, Halichondriidae. The coding region runs from base 24 to 2222 and encodes 732 amino acids. The record is from RefSeq and is a predicted model, not a curated record. Gene Ontology annotation, biological process: cilium assembly.